CAGCUUGGCACCGUCGCCAACAACUUUGACCAAGAAGAGGCUUCUACUGUUGGUCGUUCUUUUCGGAUUCUUUUUGGCACGAUAUUUUCCAAGACUGCUCGUUGCAGAGGAAACCCGAGGUAAGAAAUAGUUAUUUAUCUAUUUUCAUCUGAGAAACUACCUUCUUCUUAUUGCCGCAAAGAUGAAGCAGAUUUUGGUGUCUCAAACCGUCAAAGUUCAGGAGGGUGUUACUGUUAAAGUAAAUGCCAGGCGAGUUACCGUUGUCGGCCCGCGCGGCAAGUUGACCCGAGACUUCAAACAUUUGGCACUUGAUAUGCAGAUGAUUUCCAAGGAUGAACUCCAGGUCAAUAAGUGGUUCGGUAAAAAGAAGGAAAUCGCUGCCGUCAGGACUGUGUGCUCUCAUGUUUCUAACAUGAUCAGAGGAGUCACCAAGGGAUUUGAGUACAAAAUGAGAGCAGUCUAUGCCCAUUUCCCCAUUAAUUGUGUCACAUCUGAGAACAACACCAUCAUUGAGAUCCGUAACUUCUUGGGUGAAAAGUUCAUCAGGAAAGUAAAGAUGAUGAAGGGAGUCACUGUUGUCAACUCUCCAGCCCAAAAAGAUGAGCUGGUCCUCCAGGGAAAUGACAUUGAAGCCGUUUCCCAAUCAGCUGCAUUCAUCCAACAGUGUGUUAAGGUCAAGAACAAGGACAUCCGAAAGUUUCUUGAUGGCAUCUACGUCUCUGAAAAAUCAGCUGUAGAUAAGGAAUGAAGCGGGUUUUGUACUGUUUGAGAUGGAAACUGAAUACACAGUACUUGUGCCUGAA
Molecule: messenger RNA, 803 nt
Organism: Daphnia pulex (common water flea)
Lineage: Eukaryota; Metazoa; Arthropoda; Branchiopoda; Diplostraca; Daphniidae
Gene: RpL9
Product: 60S ribosomal protein L9-like
Exons: 5
Coding region: 182-748 (188 amino acids)
Biological process (GO): cytoplasmic translation
Cellular component (GO): ribosome; cytosolic large ribosomal subunit
Molecular function (GO): rRNA binding; structural constituent of ribosome
Source: RefSeq, a predicted model, not a curated record